AUGGUUUUAUACACUUCCCCAUUUCCCAACAGCUUUCUGUCAGUUCUGCAUUCUUUUUCCUGGGGCCUGAUUUUUCCAUGUUACUGGUUAGCAGAUAGGCUCGUGGGCUCUUUUGUUCCCACCACCUAUGAAAAGCGUCAAAGAGCAGAUGAUCCGUGUUAUUUUCAUGCCCUCUGCAUCAUUAUUACCACUCCCAUCUACUUGGCACUCUUGGUAGCUUCUCUUCCUUUUGCUCUGAUUGGCUUCUUGUUAUGGUCCCCUCUCCAGUCAGCCAGAAGGCCAUAUAUCUACUCCAGACUAAAAGACAAGAACCAUGCCAGUGGAGCCACACUGCUCACUGAAUGGAAGGCUGCAGGGAAUGGGAAAAGCUUCUGCUUUGGCAGUGCCAAUGUUUGCCUGCUGCCAGAUUCUCUGGCAAGAUUUAAUAACGUUUUCAAUACACAGGCCAGGGCUAAAGAGAUUGGCCGGAGGAUCCGAAAUGGAGCAAGCAGACCACAGAUCAAAAUAUAUAUAGAUUCUCCUACCAACACAUCCAUCAGUGCAGCAAGUUUUAGCAGCUUGGUCUCCCCCCAGGGUGGAGAUAGCACUAAUCGUACUGUUAAUGCUGGCAUCAAAAGGACAACAUCGAUGGAGUAUAAGGGAGACAAUUCUGGCUCAAACAACAGUGAGGACAGUAGAGAAGGUAAAAGUGGAGCUGGAGAGCCAAAUGAGGGAGAAGAAAACACCUGCAUUGUCCGCAUAAAUGGAGAGGAUAAUGGCCACAUGUCAGACACAGAAACAGAUAACGUCAAUGGCCAGGCUCAUGCCAGUGGCCCUGCAGAGCCACUGGAAGGUGACACUGAGAUCUCAAAAACCCCGAACCACAAGCAGAAGGAAGGAGAUUCUGGGAGUUUAGACAGCUACUCUGCCUCACGAGAGUCCUUAGUUAAAGUUCGUGUUGGAGAUGGUACAGUCGACCAAAGCACUGUCAACAACAAGCUCCUCUACAAAGCCUCAAUCAUGAAGAAGACUUCAGUGCGGAAAAAGAAACAUACAGAUGAGACCUUUGAUCAUGAGAUCUCUGCUUUCUUCCCUGCCAACUUGGACUUUCUGUGUUUGCAGGAAGUGUUUGACAAAAGAGCUGCAGAGAAAUUGAAAGAACAGCUUCAUCACUAUUUUGAAUACAUUGUCUAUGAUGUUGGAGUCUACAGUUGCCACAGCUGCUGUAGCUUUAAGUUUGUGAACAGUGGUCUACUUUUUGCCAGCCGCUAUCCUGUUAUGGAUGCUGCCUAUCACUGUUACCCCAAUGGAAGAGGAAUGGACUCCUUGGCUUCCAAGGGAGCCUUGUUUCUCAAGGUGCAAGUGGGAAGUACACCUCAGGACCAAAGAAUUGUGGGAUACAUUUCCUGCACUCACUUGCAAGCUAUUGCAGGAGAUACUACUGUUCGAUGUGAGCAACUGGAUAUGCUUCAAGAUUGGCUGUCUGAAUUCAGAAAAUCUACCUCCUCCUCCAGUACAGCCAAUCCAGAGGAGCUGGUGGCUUUUGAUGUCAUCUGUGGAGAUCUCAACUUUGAUAACUGCUCCUCUGAGGACAAGCUGGAGCAACAGCAUUCUCUGUUUACACGCUACAAAGACCCAUGUCGAAUUGGUCCUGGGGAGGAUAAACCAUGGGCAAUCGGUACCUUGUUGGAUCCUGAAGGAUUGUAUGAUGAUGAAGUGUGCACUCCAGAUAACCUACAGAAGGUGCUGGAAAGUGAAGAAGGAAGGAAAGGAUACUUAGUCUUUCCCACCACGAAGAACCACAGUUCCAGUCAAAAGGGGAGGAAGGCAUCAUUGAAAGGAAAUGGGAGGAGGAUUGACUAUAUGCUCUAUACUGAAGAAGGUCUCUACCUGGAGUGGAAAGUGGAGGUGGAAGAGUUCAGCUUCAUUACCCAGUUAGCAGGCUUGACAGACCACCUACCAGUAGCAAUGCGACUCAUGGUGUCUACAGGAGAAGACGACCCUUAAAACUGACCAGCUUUGAGAGAUGAGAGGAGGAAAGUGUUAAUGAUAUUAAGAAAAUAUCAGAGGAUAGAAUGAACUAUUCUGGUGCCACGUGAGGAAAGAUGACCAGACCUGACCCAGCUACUCCCAGAAUGUUCCAAUGAUGGCGGAUAUAAAAAGGGAAGAAAUUGAAGGGGUUUUGGCCAAAAGCCACUGUCACAAGUUGCUCAGGCAACAGGGCAGGCCUCUACUCCAAUGCUUUCACUGUGGACCGAAUGGAACCAAGAUGGAAGUUCUAAUUCCUUCUGAACCAGUGCCAUUCUUACUAAAACAUGUUUUUAUACUAAUAUAUAGCACAAUUUAGUUUGUAAUUAGUCUGUGAGUAGUGCUGCUCAAUGUUUUUUUGCAUAAUUUCUUUGUAUAACUAAGAAGCUAAAGCUUUUUUCUUUUUUUUUUAGCCUGUUAAAGUUGUAGUAGCGUGCUUGCAUCAGUAGCAUGCGCCUGCACUGCAUGCCACUCUGAGAUAAAGUAGUAAGAUACCAUGGGGAAUAUCAGAAUGGAAAGUGAGUUCAAAAAUCAGAUACCAGCCAAAGCAAGGAAUUCUGGGACUGGCAAACUUUCUGUCAUUAAGGAUAAACCUAAAACAAACAACUCCCUUCAAUUUGCAGACCAGUAUCUUCCUGUCCAAUUUAAGGACAGUAAAAAGUAUUUGGAAUUAAGAC
Messenger RNA from Chaetura pelagica (chimney swift), 2684 nucleotides. RefSeq names its product sphingomyelin phosphodiesterase 3, neutral membrane (neutral sphingomyelinase II) (gene SMPD3). Gene Ontology annotation, molecular function: sphingomyelin phosphodiesterase activity. The transcript has 7 exons. Gene Ontology annotation, biological process: sphingomyelin metabolic process. The coding region runs from base 1 to 1986 and encodes 661 amino acids. NCBI's taxonomy places the organism in Eukaryota, Metazoa, Chordata, Aves, Apodiformes, Apodidae. The record is from RefSeq and is a predicted model, not a curated record. Gene Ontology annotation, cellular component: extracellular region; cytoplasm.